Molecule: messenger RNA, 7378 nt
Organism: Monomorium pharaonis (pharaoh ant)
Lineage: Eukaryota; Metazoa; Arthropoda; Insecta; Hymenoptera; Formicidae
Product: sushi, von Willebrand factor type A, EGF and pentraxin domain-containing protein 1
Exons: 32
Coding region: 755-7237 (2160 amino acids)
Molecular function (GO): calcium ion binding
Source: RefSeq, a predicted model, not a curated record
CGACGCGCGAUACGCGCAUACGGGUCUACCACGGAACCCUCGCGCUCAUCAUUUCCACGAACGAGCGGCAAAAAUAUAUACCUUGGCAUACAUAUUAUACGUGCACGAAUCUUUUUCCGCUUGUGUUAAAAGAAGAAAAAAGGGGAAAAAAAAACAAAACGAGCGGCAAGCGAGUAAAUUAUCGAAGCACGCGGGGAGUCGGCGACGCGACGGUCGUCUGACGGUCAGCGCGAAUUAACGUUAAUAGGAAAUUGACAUGUGGAAUCUAUUCGCGACGGCCGAGCACAAAUCGAAUCGUGUGGGAAUCGUGUGGGAAUCGCGUCCACCAGCCGCCGUUCAUAUAUUAGGGCCGCGCGCGCACGGUGUCGAACAGAGGCCCCCUUGUCUUCGCGCGCGCGUUAUGCUCUUUUACGGCGUAUCCGCGAUCGUUCUCAGUCGCGGGCCUCGUCGCCUCGUCCUCCGUCGUCCGGUGGAGUGCCGACCGGUCCCCGCGGCGCGCACUUUUGACGAUGAAACCGUCCGCCGUAUCUACGAUAGAGCGAUAAAGUUCCCGUCGGUCUUGGAGUCCGCGCGCGUGCGAGCCUUCGCGGGGAGAAAAAGAUACGCGUGUGCCCCCGUCACGGUCCAUCCGCCGCUAAAUCGCGUAUUCUGCAAAUAGACCGCGACAAUAAAGCGAAAGUUUCCGAUCACAUAUCAUCGUUCGAACGUACUACGAUACGCGCUACUGGUGGUGAUCCGUAAAGCGUACAUAACAAUGGGAUUCUCAUCGAGAGCUCUGCCGCCGCUGAUGAUGAUUAUGAUGAUGAUUGGCGCGCUUUCUCUGUUCUCGAAUGUUGCAGUCGAGCGCGUCGGCGACGUGGUCGACGAGGGGUCAACCAGCUGGAACGACCUGGAGAUUGAUACGUCGAACGACAGCGAUGCGACUCUUCUGAACUCUAGCCGAAAGGCGAACGGUGAUCGACAUUACUGGUACAACCACCUGGACGAUGCCGGCAAGACGCUGAAGAGCAAGGCGGACGUCCUGGCCCGCCUUCUGAAGAUGCACAUAGACCAGCUGCGUAAUAAGACCGAUCAGGUGGAGAUGGUGUUUCUAGUAGACGCGUCCGGCUCGGUCGGCGCGGAGAACUUCCGCAGCGAACUGAACUUCGUGACGAAACUGCUGUCGGACUUCACGGUCGACGCGCGGGCCGCGCGGGUCGCCCUGAUCACCUUCGGCGGCCGGGGUAGCGUGUACCGCAACAUCGAUCAAAUAUCCCAGUACGGACCUGACGAUCACAAGUGCUACCUGCUGAACAAGCAGUUCCGGAAUAUCACCUAUACCGGCGGCGGAACCUACACGCGCGGCGCCCUUCUCGAGGCGUUGGCAAUCCUCGAGAAAAGUCGCGAGACGGCUAGCAAGAUGGUGUUCCUGAUCACCGACGGUUUCAGCAACGGCGGCGACCCGCGGCCCGCAGCCGACCUGCUGAAGAACGCGGGUGCGACCGUGUUCACGUUCGGUAUACGCACGGGAAACGUGGAGGAGCUACACGACAUCGCCAGCCAUCCCGGAUACACGCACAGUUACCUCCUCGAUAGCUUCGCGGAGUUCGAGGCUCUGGCACGACGUGCCCUCCAUCGCGAUCUAAAGACCGGACAGUACGUGGCCGUGACUCUGCCGACUGAUUGCAACAGCCUCUGUUUGGAUAGCGAACUUACCGUUUCGACAAACCAAACUUGCUGCGACGAAUUGGCGAGCUGCACCUGCGGCACUGCAACCGGUCAUUACGCCUGCAUCUGUCCGUCCGGUUACUUCGGUUCCGGUCUCAGAGGCUUUUGCCAACCUUGCCCGAACGGUACAUACGCUUUGGGAAAUACCUCCGGGGAUUCCACCGCCGCAUGUGUACCAUGUCCAGAUGCUAAUCACGUUACCGUCAAAGUGCCCGCGACCUCGAUGAGCGAUUGUACAUGCGCCUCCGGAUUUACCACGGAUGGUUACAAAUGCGAGGCUAUAACAUGCCCAAGAUUGAGGAUCCCCGAAAACGCGUACCUGGUGAAGGCGAGCGCCUGCAGCAACGUGGUGCACGCGGCGUGCGGCGUGAGAUGCAGGAUUGGCUUCCACCUCACGGGAGACAGCAUUCGACUUUGCGGCAAGGACGGCGUUUGGUCCGGUAAUGAGCCGCAGUGCUUGUUGAAGACGUGUCUGGCUUUGCGCGCGCCCGCGCACGGCAGCGUGAAAUGCGAGCACGACGAGGAUUAUCAGCACCAGUUUAUGGAGAACUCCACUGUGUAUCCGAUCGACACGCGCUGCCAGUUCCGAUGCGACGUUGGUCAUCAGCUUCGCGGCAGCAAAGUUCGCAACUGUCUACCACUAUCUCGUUGGGAUGGUUUGAAGGUCACGUGCCAAGCUGUGAAAUGUGAACCUUUGCCGCAAAUCGCGAACGGCGACAUCAUCCCGGAGAUCUGCAUCGGGCCGGCAAAAAUACCCUUCGCCACCAACUGCACGAUUGCCUGCAACGAGGGUUUCGUCCUGGAAGGACCCACCGUUCGAUCGUGUACCGGACACGCGGGGGUUUGGUCCCAGCGUCACAGCGUCAAUCGAUGUGUGGACAAGACGCCGCCCUCGAUGGAGUGUCCGACCGAGGUUGUCGAGGAGACUGUGAAGGGGCAAAAUUAUGCAUACGUGAAUUGGACGGUACCCGAGGUGACAGACAACGCGGACGCGUCCCCCAGUCUGUGGACGAAACCGCACGUUGUCCUGCCUUGGAAAGUGAAGAUCGGCACGCGCGUUGUCGUGUACGUGGCACAGGACGCGAGCGGCAACAAGGCCAGAUGCAAAUUCAAAGUUAAAGUGCUCGACAGAGAACCACCGACGAUCGAGAACUGCGUCGAUCCCCCGACGUUUUAUACCGAUUUCGGUAACGGCCUCGCAAAUGUAACGUGGGACGAACCGGUCUUCUACGACAAUUCGAGAAUUCCCGUGCGCGUCAAUCAGAGUCAUCAGCCUGACAAGGAUUUCUUUUCAAUCGGUCGCACGAAGGUCUUCUACAACGCGACCGAUAAAUAUGGAAACCGUGCAAGUUGCGUGUUGAACAUUACUGUAGAAGAUGUAUGUAAAAGUCUGAAAGCUCCCGUAAAUGGUCAACUGAACUGUUCCUCAGGCGAUCAGGAAACACGGUGCGUCGUAGCUUGUAAGGAUGGCUACGACUUUGCGAUCAAACCAGUGAACUUUGAUAUCGUUAAUGACGAAUUACUGUUAAAAUGUAACUCAAGCGGUCACACGUGGGAAAAUAAUCAUCUGCCGGAAUGUUUAGAAAUGCAAACGCCAAAGACGAUAUCUCAGAAAGGAAACAUGAUAUUGCAAAGCAACGAAAGCGCGAUAUGCGAUAAUCAAACUGCUCUUCGUGAAUUGAGCGAGCACGUUGCUGGUGAUUUGAAGCUUAAACUAUUGGAAAUGUGCGACAAUGACAUUGAGUGCAAUCUAAUCAGCUUUGAUCCCGAGUGCAAAGACGAACUUUCGACAUCGACAUCGAAGAAUUUUGAGGACAAUUUAAUAAGAAGACGACGAUUUGAGUCCGGGUACAAGCAAAUUCAAUUCACCAAUGUCUUUAGAAAUUAUUCUGAAACGAUAAUGCUUGAAAAAUUGAAACGCGCAAUUAGAUCGAGCUCCGAUCCGAAUAAAAAUAACAUCAAAUCUAAACGAAAAAGAGAUAAGAUAGAAAUCAAGUUUAAGUUCAUAGGUAAAAUAAUUGAAGAAAACUUCGAGAACCCUAAACUGGGAGUGCAGAAGCUGAGAGAGAGACUCGACGCGAUGUCACAGCUGGGACAACUGGACUUGCUCGAUAACAAAACUAAUCAGGAGAUCGCGAGGCUCGCCCUGAAUCUGCACCUCGUGUUCAAGGAACCGCAGGAUCUCUGUGAUCCCGGAAGUGUACUGAAGAGACACAGUUGCGUUAAAUGUCCCGCGGGCACUUUUUACAAUUCUUCUACCAGGACCUGUCAGCCGUGUCCAUUCGGUCAGUACCAGAACGCGACUGCUUCGCUGACGUGCGUGUCUUGUCCGGAGUACACCUAUACGAAGAGGAUGCACGCGAAAUCCUUGAAAGAUUGCAUCCCCGUAUGUCAACCAGGAUACUACUCUCGGCGCAAACGCUACCACGAGUCGCGUCCGGGCGUGGAACCUUGUUACCCGUGUGAUAUCGGCUUCUAUCAACCGAGCUACGGUCAGAGUCAAUGCUUGCUGUGCCCGUCGAACGCAACGACGGAUAGACGCGGUUCCACGGAUGUCGACAAUUGCCGUUGGCUGAUUCGUCACGAGGAAAUCUACGACUGUCGGACGAAUCUGUGCUUAAACGGCGGUCGAUGUGUACGAAACGAAAGCGACUUCGUUUGCGAGUGUCCUGAAUAUUAUGUGGGCUCGAGAUGCGAAAAGUUCAAGGAUCCGUGUGACUCUUCGCCAUGCUUGAAUGAAGGCGUGUGCAAGACGCGGCAGCAUCCCGAUAACACCGUGACGUACGAAUGCGCAUGUAAAAGCAGUUACUCGGGUGCCAACUGCGAGAUCUACGUGGACGAGUGCGCUACCAAUCCUUGUCAGAAUGGUGGAAAUUGCAUGAGCACCGAGAAUGAUUUUGCUUGCGAGUGCAUGAAUGGAUUCGAAGGUGAAUUCUGCGAGGUUCCGAUGGACCACUGCGAGCUUAAGCCCUGCGAAGAGGGAUCCGCGUGCCGCACCGUGAAUGGUACCUGGCAAUGCCUCUGCAAACCCGGUUUCCUGGGUCGGCACUGCAACCUGCUGCCCUGCGACUGGCUGCCGUGCCACGCGAACGCGAUUUGCGUCAACGUUGAAGAGCAGAACGCGACACGGAGAAGUUACAGGUGCGAAUGCCCCGACGGAUACACGGGAGAGGACUGCGCGACUAAGAUCAAUCGCUGCGAGAGCUCACCUUGCCUGAACAACGGACGCUGCAUCAGCCGCGUGCACGAUUACAUCUGCGAGUGUCCGGUUCCUUUCACCGGACGCGACUGCGAAACCGAAUUGUCGUCCGACUAUGUGAUGCACUUCACCAAAUCCGGCACGACGGAUUACGUGGCCGCCAAAGGACUCGCGAGGGAUCUUCUCCAGCUCUCUAUCUGCUUGUGGUUGCAAUCGAAGGACACUUUUAAUUAUGGUACGGUAUUGUCGUACGCGACGACGUUUCACGACAACGCCUUCACGUUGACGGAUUACAACGGAUUGGUCUUGUACGUAAACGGGGAGAAGGUCGUCACUGACGUUAAGGUCAAUGACGAUAACUGGCACUUCCUGUGCGUCACUUGGGAGAGCGAGCGUGGCUUCUGGCGCGUGUUUAUCGACGGGAUCCUCAAGGACAGUGGCGUCGGCCUGGCUCAGAGAACCGUUGUACGAGCCAACGGAUCCUUCAUCAUCGGGCAGGAGCAGGAUCGUCUGGGCGGUGGUUUCUCCGAAUCGGAGGCGUUUCUAGGGAGGGUCGGCUUGCUGGACAUGUGGGACGUUGUUCUGAACGAAAGUGACGUCAUGGACCUGUGGAACAGCUGCGAAAAAUACCACGGAAACCUCGUGGCUUGGGCGGAGAUGCAGCAGUACGUUCACGGCGACGUCGAGAUCUUAGUCAGCCCAUUUUGUCACGGCUGCCCUUUGCCCGUGAUACCCUUCAAAGGUAACAUUAAAAUAAGCGAGGAUUUGUCCGAGGUAACGUACUAUUGUGACAGUGGAUACAUAGUUCGAUUUAGCGGCGAGGAAUACCGGUCCCUUACAAGGAAGUGUCUCAAGCACGGCCAGUGGGAGGGAUACGAUACGCCGAUCUGCACGAAAAUAAAAUGCGGUUUCCCGGGAUACUUUCCGCGCGGACGUAUUCAUGGGGAAUCUUAUUCAUUCGAGGACGAGAUAUACUAUUCCUGUGCCGAGGGCUACGAGCUCCGUGGAAACCCCCAUCGCAUCUGCAAUUCCGACGGCAAGUGGAUCGGGCUGCCUCCGAUCUGCAUAGGGAUCACAUGUAAGAAUCUGCUCGCUCCAGAAAAUGGAGAUAUAGAAUACAUUCUAGAGGAAAACGAGAGAGAUGACGUCACGAUAUUACAGGCUGGCCAGCAGCUGGAGUUCAAGUGUAAUCCCGGAUAUCGUUUAAUGGGAGAGAAGUACUUGACCUGCCUGGAGACUGGCGUCUGGGAUCACAAGAGGCCGUCUUGCAUACCCUACGGAUGUCCUCCGCCAAGACAAAUAGAACACAGUUACAUCAUCUCGUCGAAUUCCAAUACGUCCAAUAGUAACCCGAUCGGCGAUCCUUUCGAGAGAACGUAUCUCUUCGACGACAUCGUCGGAUUCACUUGCCAUCGCGGUUACAAGUUUCGCGGCAAUCAUAAUCUGCUGACGGAAUUCAGGCUGCAGUGUUCCACGAAUGGCACCUGGACAGGUUUCGUCCCCAACUGCGUGCCGCGUAGGUGUCCAUGGCCCGAUCGCGUGGCAAAGGCGAGACUCUUCCUCAGGAAACAGGAUGGCACUAUGAUCGAAAUUCCAACGAGAGGAGCCGCAACCUUGGAACCUGAUCAAAGGGAAACACGAAGAAACGAGAGCGACGAGAUCUCCCCGGAAUUGUUCGUUUCCGGCGCGGAAAUCGUCAUCGUCUGUGACCCGGAAUACGAACUGAUCGGAGACCGAGUCGGAACGUGUACCGAGGAGGAGAGAUGGUUUUGGACUUCUGUUUCUUGCGAGCCGCGUAAUUGCUCCGUCGAGGAUCAUCCAAUUUAUAAAUUUUUCGAGAGACUGGGAAACGAAACCAUAUUGGAGAACACGGACAUAAUGUCGUUACUCGAGUCAGACGAGAAGCGACACGGCAAGGGAAACGUUACGCGCACAUACAAAGACCUCGAGAUCUUCGUCGAGGGAAACAGUUUCGGACAACAAAUAAUCUUGACGUGUCGAAAUGGCGCGCGGAUGAACGAGUCGAUCGUCAACAGGACAAUCUCGAAUAUAACGUGGACAUGCAACGAGAUCGCAAAGUGGCAAGUCUCGAAUUCGUUGAUGAAUGAGCCUACGCUCGAGCGGCUGCUGACAGAUUCGACGAAUAUCUGCGACAAAUCAUGUGCACCUCCGCAAAUACCGGAAUACGGAUAUAUCGAUCACGACAAUAAUACUGACGACAUUAACAAUCGCUGGACGAUCGAUAGUGUUGUCGUUUUCAAGUGUCGUCACGGAUACGUUCUCGAGGGUGAUAAACGCCGUAGCGUGUGGAAAACCGCCAAUUUUCGCUAACGCAAUACUAAAGAGUGAUAUCAGCGGAACUCAGAAUUACACUUUCGGCAAUAUGAUUUCUUAUCAAUGCCUUCCGGGCUACCGUGUAUUCGGGCAGUCGAGUUUAAGAUGUUUAGGGAGCGGAACGUGGUCCAGAUUGAA